Rhizopus microsporus ATCC 52813 is the source of this 612-nucleotide messenger RNA. Its product is annotated as DUF1640-domain-containing protein. The coding region runs from base 1 to 612 and encodes 203 amino acids. Lineage: Eukaryota; Fungi; Mucoromycota; Mucoromycetes; Mucorales; Rhizopodaceae. The record is from RefSeq and is a predicted model, not a curated record. Gene Ontology annotation, cellular component: mitochondrion. The transcript has a single exon.
AUGUUACGCUGCAUUUCAAAGUCAUUUCAUUUCAAUAAAGCAUUCAAGUUUCAUACCACUGCAUAUCGAUCACAAAACUACUUUGAUACAUUCAAGUUUGUUGAACGACUGGAACAGGCUGGAUUCACAAGAGACCAGAGUGAAGUCAUUAUGACUUGUUUACAAAAGGUCAUAAACGAAAGCAUGACAGACAUCACCAAGGUUAUGGUAUCCAAAGCAGAUAGAGAAAAGGCAAUUUAUGCCUAUAAAGUAGACUUUGCCAAGCUGAAAUCUGAAGUCCAGCUGAUUGAACGAAACGACUUUACAAUGAUGAAGGCAGAGAACGAUCGACUCGAAGGCGAAAUAGAAAAACUAAAACAGAAACUAAAGGAUGAGAUUGCUCGUACUCAGGCCAGCGUCCGGCUUGAUCUCAACUUGGAAAGGGGACGUAUUAGAGAUGAAGCAAGUGCGCAAGAGAUCAAGAUUAAAGAAACAGAUACUCGUAUUGAAAGUGAAAUAUCCAAUCUAAGAACUCAAAUGGAGGCCAUCAAAUUCCAAAUUAUGCAAUACAUGAUUGGUACCAUGACAGGUGCUGGUGCUCUCAUCUUGGCUUACUUGAGAAUGUUUAAAUAA